This is a messenger RNA of Anopheles marshallii, 1848 nucleotides long. Its product is annotated as organic cation transporter protein. The coding region runs from base 1 to 1848 and encodes 615 amino acids. The record is from RefSeq and is a predicted model, not a curated record. Gene Ontology annotation, biological process: transmembrane transport. The transcript is spliced from 6 exons. NCBI's taxonomy places the organism in Eukaryota, Metazoa, Arthropoda, Insecta, Diptera, Culicidae. Gene Ontology annotation, molecular function: transmembrane transporter activity. Gene Ontology annotation, cellular component: membrane.
AUGGGCCAAGAAGAGCAGGAACUCGGCGACGUCGAUAUGGAGAGCCAACGGAAGGACGUCGACGAGCCACAUCAGCAACAGGGCGAUGAGUCUCCCCCCCAGCUGAAGAGUGGUACAGCGAAACUAACAGUCCCGUCCACCGGAGACCUGAAACAAACCAUUCUCGAGGGGCUGGAGAAAAAGGGGGAUCGCGGUCUGUGGCUUUGGGCAUUAUUCAUCCUGUGCCUGACGCCCAACAUACUCAACGGAUUUCACGUGUCGUCGUACGUCUUUCUUGGCCAGUUGCCGAAAAACUACUACUGCAUCGUACCCGAGCUCCUGCAGGCUGGCUGGAGUCACGAGGAAAUACGCAACAUCACCUCACCAACUGGCAGCACCAGGAACGGUACCUGUACGAUCUACACCUGGAACUAUGGGCAGCUGAGCGAGCUAAACUACAACGAUGCACUCAGUUACACUCAGUCCCAUCCGCCACCGGCCGAAGUGAACUGUCUCGCCACGGCCCGAACCGGUGCCGGGUGGCACAUGUACUACGAUCAACCCGACGGUGUAUCGAUCGUGCCGGAAUGGGAUCUGCUGUGCGAACGGACUGCCCUGCGCUCCACGGUACAGGUGGCGCUGUCGAUUGGCAAGUUUGUCGGUGCCUCUACCUUCGGUGUCAUCUCCGACAAGUACGGCCGCAAGACGAGCUUUUCGAUUGCGGCAACACUGUACAUCGUGGCCGGACUGCUAACGACCUUCUCACCAUUCUACGCACUGUUGCUGCUCGGUCGCAUCGGGUUGGGUGCGUCGGCAUCCGGUGUAUUUUAUCCAGCAUUCGCACUACUAACGGAAAACAUCGGUAAACGCCACCGGUCCUGGAUGAGUAUAGCGUUCAACUUUUCCUAUCCGCUCGGUAUGCUCUGCCUAGCGCUGGCCGCUUACCUUAUUCAACCAUGGCGAGAUCUUUCGCUCGCUCUGACCGUACCAUCAUUUCUGCUCGUGAUACACCUCUACUUCUUGGUGGAGUCACCGCGAUGGUUACUGAGCAAAGGUCGCGAGCGGAAAGCAUACCGGAUGGUGUUUGGACACAGUGCCCCACAGGAGCUGGUCGAUAGUGCGACGGUGGCGGAGAAGAAUCAAGGCGCGGACGAUGACUCUGACCCCGCAGCCGUACCAUUCGGUACGAAGCUAAAGCAAUCGUUCAGCGAGUUUACAAAGCUUUACGGCACACCGGUGCUAUGCCGUCGUGCUCUUAUUUGUCACUUUACGUGGUGCAUCACCUCGCUGUGCUAUUACGUUACAGCUCUCAACGCGGACAACUUUGCAGCCAAUCGAAACGUGUACGUUGCCACCACCGGUUCGGUAGACAUCGUAGCCUACAUACUCUCAAUGAUCGUGCUCGCGUACUUUGGUCGGCGCAGUUCAUCGUUCUGCUUUUUCCUGUACGCGGGCGUUUGUCUGCUGGUUGUGCUUGCUAUCCCGCAGGACAACACAACCCUGCUGGUAACGCUUGCCAUGUUGGGUCGGGUGGGAAUCACCGCCGUGUACGCGAUCGUAACACUGCAUACGGCCGAACUCUUCCCAACCGAGAUACGCAACACGGCGCUCGGCAUCUGUUCGACCAUGGCGCACGUUGGAUCGAUCGCUGCACCGUACAUUACGGAUCUGCUCGGUCGGCUUGCCUGGUGGAUACCGACCACGAUAUGCGGCUGUUCGGUGCUGUUGGCCGGUGCGCUCACACUGUUGCACCCGGAAACGCGCGAUGCCGCACUGAAGGAUCAUGCGCAGCAGGAGCAGCACGAUCUUCAUGCGGUGGACGAGGAAGAGAUGCACGAAAAGGGUGAAAAAUCAAGUACGGGUAACUAA